AACUUUUUACUGCUGCAAAAAGUUGCUGGUCAUGUGGAUCCAUUGAGAUGGAGAACGGGGCCUACGAGGAUGAGCCAUCGUCCAGAAAGUUACAUCCUCACCACUCCUUCGAGGAGACGCCUCGGGCGCCCCUAAGAAAGCUCAUCCGUCCAACUGAAUUAUUUCGCAUGGAUUCCUCCACGAGUCCUGACUCCCACAUCUACGAGGACAUCACUUCCGGCGCCUCAUCGGCAAAUUCCCCCUUUCGGUCAUCCUCAGAUGCGCGUCUCCCGGAACCUCCUCGACCAGAAAUCCCAAACUCUCAACGGCAGCCUAUUCCGGAAAAUCGGUAUUACUCGAAUUCCGAGAUUGAGCGAGAUUCCUCAAAUUCAUUUCACCGAAAUCUCACACUCCCGCUGAGAAGAGCGAACCCUCUGAGAGACAGUGUCGAAAGCGUGAUCAGCUCUUCCGUCCGCGUCACCAGCAGAGAAAGGAUCCGAGCCGGUCCUCCAAUUUGUGAGAAUGGUUCCGCGAUCGAGGAAAACUCGAGGUACACUUCCGGUCCCAUAGCGGAAGUUCACAGCGAUCGACACGCGAAAAGACGUCGAAAAAAGGACUGUAAACACUGCAAAAAUCGAACCAAUUCCGGAUUCUCUUCCGCCAGUGAAGUUCCAGUGGAUGUCCCCUGUAGUGAAAGACUGUACGAGGAAAAUGAGUUCGGACUCGAGCAAGACCGGAAUGGAAAGUCGCGGCUCGGGAUUGAACCGAUUUUUCACCUUCCCGAGGGCAGGUUGCCGAGUUUUUGCAGCGCGAGAUGUGAAAAAACGGGGAGAACGGGCAGUGUUUAUUGCAUUUCGAACAAUGUUGAUGUGAGUGGUAAUGUUCAGGGUAAUGGACAGGGUAAUGUGAAGACCUUGAACUAUGACAAGAACGACAUAGAGGCUCGGCUCGCCCACGUUGAGGGCUGCGAGGACAAGGCCCUCAUUACCCCGCCGAAGAACAGUCGAGCUGGGAUGAAGGUGAACUCUAUCUACGCGCAGGAACACUGGCAUACCAAGGACGCGCCGAUCUUCCUUACCGACGUUAAGGAACAAAGUCCCUUUCAGAGGGCUUAUUCCCUCCCGGUACGGACGCAUACCCCAUCGUCUGAAAAUCGGGUCAAUUUGCGUCGAAGUGUGAGGGGUGAACCACCCCCUCAUCCUGCCAGACUUCGAAAACAUCGUCACGGUUGGACACUUCAUUUUGCCCGACCUCUCGAUGGCUCUGGUUGCACCAGGUAUAUUGUACUUCUUCUCAUCGUGAUAUUAGUUCUUCUUGGAAUUGGUGGAAUUGCCCUCUACAUCGUUUUUGAGCCACAAAAGCUGCAAAUAAUUCAACAAUACUUAAAGUCGUCGGGACGGAAUGCCACGACGAGUGAGAACUUCACUUCCGGUCUGGAGCAUAAUAUGUCGAACGAUGCGGUCCCUGCACUCCCAGUAGGUGUGCUUUUGAACGCAAGCCUCCCGUUCCCGUUUCCGGAGGCCAACGACGAGCAACCGGAAACGGAAACCGAGGUGUAUUCUACCACCGCAAUGGUGGAUUUAAAUUCCACAAGGUACUGUGACGACUGCGUCGUCGGAGAGGUCUGUGUGGCACUUGCGGACGAGGAGGUUCCCACCUGCAGAAGGGGACCGGAUUCCCUGGACCCCACCGGCUGCGCGGGACUUUGUUUAAUCAAUAAACAAAAGUGCCAUCGACUAGACUUAGACGCUUUCAGAUGCGUGGAUGUGGAACAUUACUGCCUGGAUGAUGAGUGGACAUGUAAGAACACUCUUUGCAUCCCCUUAGUGAAACAUUGCGACGGACACAUGAAUUGCUACGACCACUCGGAUGAAUACAAUUGCGAUUGCAAUCUUGAGACGCACUUCCAAUGUGGCAAUGAAACUUCCUGCCUUCCGCUGGAUAGAAGGUGUGAUGGAAAAAUCGAUUGUUGGGAUGCAACAGACGAGAUAAACUGCACAUUGGGUGAGUCCUGUCCGCUGGAAAGCGAAUUCACGUGCAGCGAUGGCCAAUGUAUAUUGAGGGCCCGUUUCUGCGACGGACUGCGGGAUUGCGCGGAUGGGUCAGAUGAGCCGCAUGGGUGCCAAGGGCGAUGUAAUAAACACGAAUUUACAUGCCAAAACGGCAGGUGCAUCACAAAGAAUAUGAAGUGCAACGGAAUCGAUGACUGUGGUGACGGAACCGACGAGCAACAUUGCAGAGACCGAACGUCUUAGAUAUUUUUAUAAAAAUGCAUGAAAAAAAAAAAUAAUAGAAAAAAAAUGAAUUGUAUUGCCAAUGU
This is a messenger RNA of Belonocnema kinseyi, 2299 nucleotides long. RefSeq lists its product as uncharacterized. Gene Ontology annotation, cellular component: plasma membrane. Lineage: Eukaryota; Metazoa; Arthropoda; Insecta; Hymenoptera; Cynipidae. The record is from RefSeq and is a predicted model, not a curated record. Bases 48 to 2234 code for a protein of 728 amino acids. The transcript is spliced from 8 exons. Gene Ontology annotation, molecular function: protein binding.